AUGUCGACCGUUCAGCAGCUCCAGCUCCCCCAACGAGGCGAACGGCUGACCGUCGUCUCGGUUGAGCGCCCCACCCCGAGCCCGGACGAGGUCUGCAUCCGCGCCAAGGCGGUGGCCUUGAACCCGCUCGACUGGAAGAACCGGGCGUUUGGCAUCGUGGUGCCGGCAUGGCCCGCGGUGCUCGGCGUUGACGGUGCUGGCAUCGUCGAGGCCGUCGGCGAUGCUGUCAAGGACUUCAAGGUUGGCGACGAGGUUUUGAGCCUUUGCGGUAUGGCCGCACGUGCUGGCGCCUUCCAGGAGAUCAUCACCGUGCCCGUGAAUCUGGUGGCCAAGAAGCCUGCCUCUCUGUCGUUCGAAGAGGCUGCAUCGCUUCCCAUCUGCUACCUCACCGCCGCGGCCAGCGUCAGUGGGCUAGGCGUCCCCUUGACGCACCUCGACCCCACCGGCAGCAGCUCCCUCAAGUCGAUCCUCGUCGUGGGCGGCAGCUCUGGCGUCGGCGCAGGCGCCAUCCAGCUCCUCCGCAUGGCCCUACCCUCGGCCACCAUCCUCACCACCAGCUCGCCCCAGCACCACGAGCGCCUGCUCGCCCUGGGCGCCACCCAAUGCUUCGACCGGUCCGCCCAGGAGGACACGUCGGCCAUCCGGGCUGCCACGCCCGACGGCGCCGGCGUCGACGCCAUCCUUGACGCGGUCGCGGCCACAGCGACGGAGCCGUCCAUCUUCUCGGCGCUCAACCCGGCCGGGCCCAAGCUCGUCUCGCACCCCGUCACCGGCCAGGACCCGCAGGCGCCCGAGGGCGUGCAGAUCAGGCCCGUCAUGGGCCGCCAGGUCUUUGCUUCCAAGGGCGGCCACGCCGCCAUGUCGGCCCUGACAGGCCUGGUUGAGAGCGGCAAGUACAAGCUGCCGACCAAGAUCGAGGUGGUCGGCAAGGGCCUCGAUGCUAUCUCGCCCGGCCUGGACCGGCUUAUGAAGGGCGUCAGCGGCACCAAACUUGUGGUCAGUUUGUAA
Molecule: messenger RNA, 1008 nt
Organism: Thermothielavioides terrestris NRRL 8126
Lineage: Eukaryota; Fungi; Ascomycota; Sordariomycetes; Sordariales; Chaetomiaceae
Exons: 2
Coding region: 1-1008 (335 amino acids)
Molecular function (GO): oxidoreductase activity, acting on NAD(P)H
Source: RefSeq, a predicted model, not a curated record